Ectocarpus sp. CCAP 1310/34 is the source of this 1146-nucleotide messenger RNA. Lineage: Eukaryota; Phaeophyceae; Ectocarpales; Ectocarpaceae. The record is from the annotation of a GenBank genome assembly.
UGUAUCUCGUGUGUCAUCCCUCUCAAGCAAUACACUUGCAAUACCAUGGGGGUACUAGACCUGAUGUUGCCGUGGAUAACUCGUGCGGCGGUUCUUGUGUCGGUCGUGCUGCUGACUCUCACCACCCUCCACAGGCACUCGGAUAUCCCGCUGUCGCAGGCAACCCUGAGAGUGGCACAUCUCUGCUCCUUCAGCGUGUGGUUCGGAACAAGCGUCUGGGUUUCGUUCAUUGCUGGAAUCGUGCUCAUGCGAGCGGUCACCAUAGAAACCUUCGGCCUGGCCCAAGCCAAGCUCUUCGACGCGUACUUCAAGUUCAGCCUGCUCUGCUUGGCCGUAGCAGGCUUCACCGGCGCGGCACUAAGUUCCUCGUCCUCCGCCCGGAGCGAUGGCGAGGACGGCAGCGCCGUUGGCACCACGCCGUUCCUCGUGGCCGUCGCGUGCGUCGUGGCCAACCUUGUGUUCUUCAGCCCCCAGACGACCAUUACCAUGAUGGAGCGGAGCCGGGUCUGCAAGGAGUUGGGCGUGGACCGUACAUCCCCUGACCCGCGGGUGCGGAAGCUGAGCAAGAGGUUCGGCAUGUUUCACGGAAUAACGAACCUCAUCAACCUGGUCGCCUUGGCUUGCGGCGCCAUCCACCUCUGCGCGCUGGCCGAGAGGCUCAGCUUGUAGUCUGUCACAGCUGAAUCGCAGCUUAUUCGCUCUUUUCUCUUCGUGUAUUCUUGUAGUUUGGUGUGGUGGCAAAGCGAAGUUAGCUGCUGUGGUAGUCUCUUGGACCAAGAAAGAUAUUCCAUGUUCUCUUCGAGUACUCUGUAGCCGAUGUCUGACGCAGCUGCGUUUGGAAUAGGCGCGUGUGUUGAAGGUACGUAAAAGCUCAUGUUAGAAAUUAGACUGAUUGUCCCGUGGGUAUCUUGCGGGUGUAAAACGAGUUAUGGAAGCAGGCGUGUUGAAGAUCUUGUAAUCUACUGGAAGCUCUGCGUACACCGUAGAACUAACGGGCUGGGGUAGGCCCGGGCCAGAGAAUUCGAACAGCCUCGUUUAUCUUUUUCAAAUGUGAAGGGCGAGGCGUGAUCACAGGUUAUAGCUCGAUCGACUCUACCGCGAAAGGAUCGGCGUGUACCGAAACUAAGGCUCUUGCGCACUCGUUCC